Brassica oleracea var. oleracea is the source of this 436-nucleotide messenger RNA. Its product is annotated as acanthoscurrin-1-like. The transcript has a single exon. Lineage: Eukaryota; Viridiplantae; Streptophyta; Magnoliopsida; Brassicales; Brassicaceae. The record is from RefSeq and is a predicted model, not a curated record. Bases 106 to 411 code for a protein of 101 amino acids.
AGAAGGACCCAACAUAUCUCCCAGAUUUUGGCAAAGCAACAAACACAAUUAACUCAAAAGUUUAUAUACUGUUUAAAUACAGUUUUUAACCACUCGAGUAAGAUUAUGGCGAAGUUGUUUUUCACUCUCUUCUUGGUUCUUCCUCUAGCUUCAGCUUUUGCUUGUGGCGCAAGAAACAUCCCAGGAGGACUCUCUGACCAGAAGAAUUACCUCGGAUUCGGUGGUGGGUAUUCCGGUAUCGGAGACAAUGGUUUACCUUUCGGUGGCCUCGUUGGAGGUGUCACUGGUCCCAGUGGUACUCUUGGCUUUGGUGGACUUGGUGGUGUUGGUGGAGGACUAGGCGGUGGCUUAGGAAACGGUAUAGGCGGUGGAGUUGGUGGGGGAAGUACGGGAGGAGUUCAUUUCCCUUGAGUUGCUUAAGAUGAUUUCAGAGCAA